CUUUGCCAAUAGCGACACCAUUAGUCGUCAUAGACGGAAGUGCACCUGACUGAGCGGAAGUAGAAGGUCUCGGAGGCUAAGAAGGUGGAGACCGGAGAAGCUGAAAGGUUCUUUAGCGUUACCUCCCUCACUGGGCAGCAUGGGGGAGAAGUCAGAGAACUGUAGGGUUCCAGAGGAUCUGUUCAAUGGUUUGAAGGUUACAGAUACUCAGGAAGCUGAGUGUGCUGGCCCUCCAGUUCCUGAUCCCAAAAAUCAGCAUUCCCAGAGUAAGCCGCUCAGGGAUGAUGAGGCCCAUCUCCAGGAGGACCAGGGAGAAGAGGAGUGUUUUCAUGACUGCAGUGCCUCAUUUGAGGAGGAGGCAGGAGCAGACAAGGUUGAGAACAAAUCUAAUGAAGAUGUGAAUUCCUGUGAACUAGAUGAAGAAUACCUAAUAGAACUGGAAAAAAACAUGUCAGAUGAAGAGAAACAGAAAAGAAGAGAAGAGAGCAUUAGACUAAAGGAGGAGGGAAACGAACAGUUUAAGAAAGGAGAUUAUACAGAAGCUGAAAGUUCUUAUAGUCGAGCCCUCGAAAUAUGCCCAUCCUGCUUCCAAAAGGACAGGUCGAUUCUAUUUUCAAAUAGAGCUGCAGCAAGGAUGAAGCAGGACAAGAAAGAAAUGGCCAUCAAUGACUGCAGCAAAGCAAUUCGGUUAAACCCGAACUAUAUCAGGGCAAUAUUGAGGAGAGCAGAACUGUAUGAGAAGACGGACAAGCUGGACGAAGCCCUGGAAGACUAUAAAUCUAUAUUAGAAAAGGAUCCAUCAAUACAUCAAGCAAGAGAAGCUUGUAUGAGAUUGCCUAAGCAAAUUGAAGAACGUAAUGAAAGACUAAAAGAAGAGAUGUUAGCGUUUUAUAGUUGGAAUCGGAGAACCUCCCACAAGCAGUCUGCUUGAUUUAAGAGGAGUGAAGGUUCCUGAACACAGACUUAAGUCUAUUCGACUUGUAACCUGUCUGAUAUUUUGCUGGUCAAGAUCUGCCAUGUAUUUUCCUUUAUGACUAUUUUCUAACUCUGUUAUUUGAAUUACAUUUAAUAAAUUGCAAUCAUGUAGCCCUAAAGGAAAAAUUAUUUAAAAUAAGUUGGGCCUGCCUGCCAUUUAUGGCCUUCAGACAUCGGUAUCCAGAGAAUGGGAACAGAUUUCUCAAAGGAUCAUUCUGAUAGCCAAGUUGAUUGAGAGGAGGCCGUUAACCUAGACCAUUCAGAGUCUUUUGGCCCGGCUGGGUAGACUCAGACUGUAAAAAUUGCUGCUUCAGACUUGAGACAGCUCUGGAGCCUUCCCAUAUUUUCCAAAAGAGAAGGGGGGUGGUGAGCUUUUCCCCUAAUUUACAUAUUUAAUUAAACUUGGCCACGCACAGUGGCUCCUGGGUAAUCCCAGCACUUUAGGAGGCCAAGGUGGGAGGAUUGCUGGAGCCCAGGAGUUCGCGGCCAGCCUGGGCAACAUGGUGAAACCCCAUCUCUACAAAAAAUUAGCCAUGCCUGGUGGCAUGUGCCUGCCUGUAGUCCCAGCUACAUGGGAGGAUUACUUGAGCCCAAGAGUUCAAGGUUGCAGUGAGCUAUGAUGGUGUCACCACACUCCAGCCUGAGUAACAGAGCAUGUGAGACUCUGUCUCAAAAAGGAGAAGAGGGAAAAGAGCAUUUUCUCACCUAUUUUUAUUAACAGUGAUGUUUUAUUUUAGCAAAAAAAAAAAAAAAAAUGUAUUUGCAUUUAGUAUUUGAAUUUCCUGCCGAAAAAGAUAACCUUAUGAAUGGCACAGUGGAUCUGGAAGGUGUUGAUCUCUUAGUCCAUUUUUUUAAAAGCAGUCCAGUAAGGGACUAGUGCAAACUGAAUCUUACUGCCUACUGUUAGUUCCAGGUGCAAUUAAAACUUCCAUUUGUCCUUAUCUUUAUAAAUUGUAAUGCAUCAGAGUUUCAUGUCUCCAAGGCUUUGGGUUUUUCUUAUGUUAUUCUCUUCAUUUGAAAAAAUUCAAAUUUAAUUCAUUCCCUCAGUUGCUUCUAAAAUGAAUUCACCUACCAUUAGACUUAACCAGCUUAAGUUGCUUGGUAAAUAACAUGUGUUGUUACACAUGAGUAGUUUGAGUAUGUAGGUUCCUUUUUUCCCUUAAUGAAUAUAAAAAUCAUGAAUAAGAUACUGCCCUAGGUGUUACUGCACAGUAGAUACCACUCUUUACAUGGAAUUUCAGCCCCCACAAGAGCUUUUGUGGUAUUCUUUCCUCCUUGUUACAGAUGACAUACUUUAGUUCAGGUUUUAUGAGAUCCCUGGAGGCUAGACAUUCUGAAUGCAAAUUAAUAUCAUUUAGAAGUUCUGAGCAAGCUUUUCACAGUGGACUGCAUGAUCUUUAUGCUAGUUCCUAUUAACGCGAUGGCUUCUAUGAAGGAUAAGCAGUUAAAAAUUUUUUAAAUCAGGUAGUGUGGGCUGAGCAUAGUGGCUCAUACCUAUAAUCCCAGCAAUUUGGGAAGCCAAGCCCAAGAGUUCGAUACCAGUUUGGGCAACAUGGCAAAAAUUAGCCACACGUGCUGGUGUGCACCUGUAGUCUUAAGCUACUCAGGAGGCUGAGGUGGGAGGAUCACUUGGGCCCAGGAGGUCAAAACUUCAGUGAGCCACAGUCAUGUCACUGCACUCAGGCCUAGGUGACAGAGUGAGACCCUGUCUUUAAAAAAAAGAAAAUUAUAAAAUCAGGUAGUGUGAUACCUAUAGCUUUUAUUCUUUUUUUCAGGGUUACUAGCUAUUCAGGGUGUUUUGUGGUUCCAGACAAAUUUUAGUGUUUUUCCUUUUCUGUGAGGAAUGUCAUCAGUGUUUUGACAGGGAUUACGCUGAAUCUGUAGAUCACUUUGAGUAGUACAAAAUGGGUUUUUAUUUAGAUUCGUUCAGUAUUCUUUAACUUGAUUUUUCUUUCAUCUCUGCAAUUUCCUUUUUAUUAGAAAAAAGAGCUAUUUACCCAUGGGGGGAAAAAUCCUGAUAGGAAUUAUUAGUGGGUAGAACAGUUAUUUGCUUCGCCCUUUCUAGCCUAUCAUUUAUAAUCUUUAGAACAGAUUAUCCGGGUGGCCAUUAGUCCUAGGGGCACAGUCCUUGCUGGUCACAGAAGAUGAUCAUGAUAGCUUUAAGACGAUCUCUUGAGGAAAGUGGUCAGCUUCUAGAUUGGUGUCUUUUUAAUGUCCUUUUUCUAGAAUAAUUAGCGUCAUAGCCAUAAUAACCAAGGAAUAUAAGGUGUUUUGUUGUUGUUGUUUUCUUUUGAGAUGGGGUCUCAUUCUGUCACCAGGCUGGAGUGCAAUGGCUCAGUCUCAGCUCACUUCAACUCCGCCUCCUGGGUUCAAGCAAUUCUCCCACCUCAGCCUCCUGAGUAGCUGGGAUUAAAGGCACACGCCACCAUGCCCAGCUAAUUGUUUUGUAUUUUUAGUAGAGACGGGGUUUCUCCAUGUUGGUCAGGCUGGUCUUGAACUUUCAACCUUAGGUGAUUCAUGCGUCUCAGCUUCCCAAAGUGUCGGGAUUACAGGCCUGUGCCACUGCGCUUGGUCCCAGAAUAUAAGGGUUAAAAGGACUUAAGGGUGAAACCCUGUCUCUACUAAAAAUACAAAAAAAUUAGCAUGGUGGCACGUGCCUGUAAUUCCAGCUACUCAGGAGGCUGAGGCAGGAGAAUUGCCUGAACCCAGGAGGCGGAGGUUUCGGUGAGCCGAGAUCACGCCAUUGCACUCCAGCCUGGGUAACAAGAGCGAAAUUCCAUCUCAAAAAAUAAAAUAAAAAGGACUUAAGGGCAUGUAUGGUUGAUGGUGUGAUGAGAUGGAAAUAGAGACCCUGGACAUAGCAUCCCAACAGGCUCAGAGCAUUUUUGAGCAAUUAGUCAUUGAAGCUUUAUUUGCUUUUUCUCUAAUGAUUUCACAGUUUUCUUAAACAGCUGGGAAAAAAAUUGACCAGGUGCAGUAGCUCAUGUCUGUAAUCUUCACAUUUUUGGAGGCCAAGGUGGAAGGAUUGCUUGAGCCCAGAAGUUCGAGACCAGCCUGGGCAACAUGGCGAGACCCCCAUCUCUGCAAAAAAAUUUUAGAAAUUAGCCACGCGUGGUAGCACAAGUCUGUGGUCCCAGCUACUUGGGAGGUUGAGGUGUAUCACCUUAGUCCAAGAGGUCAAUCUGCAAUGUUAUGAUAGUACCAGCCUGGGCAACAGAGCCAAGACCUUGUCUCAAAAACAAAGAAAGAAAAAUGAAAAGAAAAAUCUCAUGUGAAACCGCAAUAUAGGAAAAAAAGUAGAGUUUUAUAUAAAUUGAAACGUACAGUAUAGCAUUUAUAAUCAGAAUAAUCACGUAAGUUCGAGGAUCAAAGAUUUGAAGUAAGGUUGCAUAUGGCAGACACAGCCUUUAUGGGUAUAUUUCAUUGUUUCAAUUUUACAGGAUUAAAUAUUUUGGUCACAUAGGUAAAUAGUAAAAAAAAUAUAUAAAAGUAAAAUUGAUGAGACACUUUCAGCAACCCUGAAGCUCCUCUGUUGAACUGUAAGAUACUUAGGGCAAAUUCCUAGUGUUACUGCUCUGCCCUCAGGAGUACCUUGAGAGGUGUGGCUGUGUCACCUUAUGGGAAGAGUGCCUUCCCAUAAGGCACUCUUAUGGGGGUUGGUUCUUUGCACAGGAGCAGGUGACCUGAGUCAUUCUUUUUGACAGCCAUACUGGGAGGGCAAGAGAUUUGUACUUGGGAUGAUGCUAUGAGUCUCUAAACAAGCUUUGAUCCCAAACAGAAAAGAAUAUAGGGUAAAGACAUCUGUCAUCAUUUGCACAUUAUUUUGUCUUAUAUGCUGGCCCAGCCAAGAAGUCUUUCAAGCAAGUGAAAUUGUCAAUAAAAUCUGUAUGUGUA
This is a messenger RNA of Callithrix jacchus (white-tufted-ear marmoset), 4869 nucleotides long. RefSeq names its product tetratricopeptide repeat domain 1 (gene TTC1). The record is from RefSeq and is a predicted model, not a curated record. Gene Ontology annotation, molecular function: protein binding. NCBI's taxonomy places the organism in Eukaryota, Metazoa, Chordata, Mammalia, Primates, Cebidae.